Messenger RNA from Clunio marinus, 1443 nucleotides. NCBI's taxonomy places the organism in Eukaryota, Metazoa, Arthropoda, Insecta, Diptera, Chironomidae. The record is from the annotation of a GenBank genome assembly.
UGUUAAGAAAAUAAUAAUUUUUUUACAGAUUUUAGUGUAGUUGGCGUGAGUCAUUUCAGCAUCGCGAAGAUCAUAAUUAUUUUAGUGAAGAAAAAGAAAGAAAACAUUCAAUUAAAAAUGUCAGCAGAUUGUUUCUCAUGGGAUACAAGAAUCGCUUUUGUGGUACGAUACAUGUAUGACAUUGACAACAAUGGAUUUCUCGAUCAAAAGGAUUUUGAUUGCAUGGCUUUAAGGGCGACCAUUAUUGAAGGUAGAGGAGAUUGUAAUGCUUCAAAGCUUGCAGAAUUUCAGCAUAUAAUGAGAAGCCUUUGGGAGGAGCUCUCAGAUUUGGCUGAUUUUGACAAAGUUUGUAUUCGUUUCAAAUUAUCUUUAAAGGACGGUAUGAUUACAACAGAUGAAUUUAAGGAAGCUGUUAGAAAAACCUGCGUUGGAAAAAAGUACGGCGAGUUUCCUCAAGCAAUGAAAGCUUUCAUCGAAGCCAACUUCAAAAUGAUGGAUUUGGAUAAUGACGGGCUUAUUGGAGUUCAAGAAUUUCGUUAUAAUUGCAUUCAGAGACUCGCUAUCGAUAAUAUUCAAGUUGUUGAUGAUGCUUUUUAUAGCUUAUUGAAUGACAACGACAAAAUCAAGGGUGGACUAACACUAGAAAGAUACCAAGACCUUUACGGUGAAUUCUUAGGAAAUACUGAAAAGAAUCCUGGUUGCUAUUUGUUUGGACCUCUUGGAAUUGAAGAGUAAAUUAGCUGAAAUUUCUUCUCUGUCAACAAAUGCCGCUUUCAUGUCGUAUUAUGAAGAAAGAAAAUCAAGUCUUCUCUUUAUUUUAAUUUAUUUAGCCAAAAGGAGUCUUUUUUAAAAUAUUUCAAAGGGAAAACAAAUGUUUUGAGCUCUUUUUUAUUUCUUUAUGUGCAACAGUCAAACAUUUACAAAAUUAAAGAAAUGAAUCAAAUCAUGUUCAAAAAAGGGUCUUAAAGAAACGGCUUAAUGAAGCUUCUUCACACAUAAAAUGAUGGUUUAUGAAUUAAAUUAACCUACUUAUUUUAAAUCACCCACAUGAACUCCCUGAAAAAACGGGAAUAAAUAUUUUAUUCAAUGUUUUCAAAGACAUCAUUCUAGAAAUGGAUAAAAAGAUGUCUUGGAGAAUAUUCAUUCAUUUGUUCGACACGAUCAAUUGGAUAAUUUAAAUCUUGAAGAUGUUUUAAAUGGAAUUCUUAUAAUGUUUUUUCAUAAAUGUUUUACAACCUUGACUGAACUCUUUUGUCAUCCAUCGAAAAGUGUGUCGUAUAAUUGAUGAGUAUUCUCUUGGCAAAUAAUAAAUUGUAUUAUCUUGUAUCUUAUUUCGUGUGGCUUUUGCAUAAAAAGUAAAAAUAUAUACACAUAAAAUGUUAGUAUUUCUCUCGCAAUCAUCAAAAAUAAGUAAAUUUAAAUUGAUAAGCUGUUCUUUUAGAC